This is a messenger RNA of Penicillium macrosclerotiorum, 573 nucleotides long. RefSeq names its product DUF302 domain-containing protein. The coding region runs from base 1 to 573 and encodes 190 amino acids. The transcript has a single exon. Lineage: Eukaryota; Fungi; Ascomycota; Eurotiomycetes; Eurotiales; Aspergillaceae. The record is from RefSeq and is a predicted model, not a curated record.
AUGGCUGCGUUGUUACCACCGAAGACCAGAAUUGAAGCGAUUACAGUCCGGCGAUUGACGGCGCCGAUCGCCUCGCCCCAUGCGCGGGUGGUGGAGCGCUUUCGGGCGUUGGUUCCACCCGUUAAUCUGGGGGACCUGCGGGCGCAAAGCGGCCCAGCGGGCAUCGCCCAGGUCAUACAGAACACCCACACGACCACCGGCUUCGUACUCUUCGCGGAAUUCAAUCAUGGCGCCUGGAUCCGUCAUUUCCCUCCAUUUACCAAUCCUGGAAACCCCGGGAACACCGGGAAUGUGCCCGACGCGGUCCAGGUCGGCCAUGGUGCGCAUCGCUUCAUCUUUGGGAAUCCGCUGUACGCCAUUACUAUGAUCCAGGAAAGCGUGGAAGCCGCGCUCCAUGUUCCUCUUGACGGGGGAUUCUUCGAACAGCCCGACGGAACCACUAAAAUGGUCAUCCUGCUGCCCGAAGGGCUAGUUGCAGGGCCUGAGGAAAUGGCGGGAAAUGAGGCCCUUCGCCUAGCAGCGCGCGAGUUGGAAGCCAAGGUGUUCAAAUUAAUUGAAGCCAUCUCGGAGUGA